CCACCACCACUACAACCACAACCACUACAACUACUACCACAACAACCACAACCACUACAACUACUACCACAACAACCACAACCACUACAACUACAACCACUACUACAACCACUAGUACUACCACAACCCCAACGCCGAGAAAGCCACUCCCCGUAACUUGUUCUCCUGGUGGCGAUAUGUACAUCUACUGCCAAGAAACGGUAUCCGGGUACUACUAUAGUACAAAGACCCAGAAGUGCCGGCAUACUGAGGAAGACAUUAACUACACCUGCCCGUAUUCAGGGAGGCUAUACAAGACCAGCCUUGACUGCCAAAAUGAAUGCUUCUCUAUGUUUGGUGGAAACCCUGAAGAGUGCGAAACAGCUCCUCUUCCACUGUACUCGCGGUGCCGGGCGAUUGACAUGAUAGAAGGCGCAUGGUGGUUUUUCAGCAGCGACGUCAACCAGUGCGCGGAAUGGGACUUCCCUGAGGGCUCCUGUCCCCAUCUGACCGGCGAAGAACAAUACAGAAGCGAAGAGGCAUGUAAACGCAGCUGCAGCGGUCCAUACGCCACCCAGAAGACCUCCUGUCGGUGGCCGGAAAGAGAAGUCUGCGACAUAAUGCACCUAAAGUACCAAUCUGCCAUGGCCUAUAUGGGAUACAAAACUUGCGUUUCUUCGAGCGCUCCUGGUGUGAAGUUGCAUUGCUAUUUAAACCGAACGGCACUCUACAGCACUGAGGAGGAGUGCCAGAAGAACUGCAUGGGCGCCGUUAAGAACUGGGCCUCACGCAGAACAUGACACCUACGUUAGGCCAACCACGGGUGGACACGACACUCUCGCAGUACUGUGAGCCGUGGUUUUGUUCGGGCGUUCGGUCUCUUGCGGAAACCCAUCUCCAUGGGUCACCGCGCACCGCAGCCUUUUUUGUGGAAAUUUCGCCUUGAACUCAUUUUUUCCCUUUCCCUUUUCUUUCCGUUCCCUAUAAUAGACUCUGCGCUUUUUCGAUGCCACCUAUUUAUGCAUGUACCGUCUUUCCGAAGCAUUGGACAUAUUGUUACUAUAACGCGGGAAUUUUAUACUUUGAUAUACUUCGCUAACCUUGAUGACAGUGCAAGAGCUUUUUGAGAGCAGCAACUGGAAUACAGCUUCAGCAAUACUUUUCAUAAAGUG
Messenger RNA from Dermacentor andersoni, 1151 nucleotides. RefSeq lists its product as uncharacterized. The record is from RefSeq and is a predicted model, not a curated record. Lineage: Eukaryota; Metazoa; Arthropoda; Arachnida; Ixodida; Ixodidae.